Messenger RNA from Sparassis crispa, 1422 nucleotides. RefSeq names its product Transcriptional activator Myb. Gene Ontology annotation, biological process: mitotic cell cycle; positive regulation of transcription by RNA polymerase II. The record is from RefSeq and is a predicted model, not a curated record. Gene Ontology annotation, molecular function: DNA-binding transcription factor activity, RNA polymerase II-specific; RNA polymerase II cis-regulatory region sequence-specific DNA binding. The transcript has 7 exons. NCBI's taxonomy places the organism in Eukaryota, Fungi, Basidiomycota, Agaricomycetes, Polyporales, Sparassidaceae. Gene Ontology annotation, cellular component: nucleus. Bases 1 to 1422 code for a protein of 473 amino acids.
AUGCAGACACAGGAUGAAGCACAACCUAGAGAUCGUCGCCCAUGGACUGAGGAAGAAGAUGAGAAACUUCUAGCCGCAAUUGAAGAAGAGGACCCAGACACAAAUCCUCCGUCGCGGUGGCACGCAAUUGCUCAACAUAUACCCAACAGAACGAACAAGGAUUGUCGGAAGCGGUGGUGGGCUCAAAUGGCUACCGUCGUCUCUAAAGGUAGUUGGACCAAUGAUGAAGAUGAGCGUCUGUUCAAUGCCGUUGAAGAGCUCGGUCCUAAAUGGGCUCUGGUCGCGAGCCGAGUGCGAACAAGAAACAGUGGCCAAUGCGCAAAGCGUUGGAACGACGCAUUGAAUCCUUCUAUUGAUCGUAGUGGGUGGAGCCGGGAAGAAGACGAACUUCUUCUCAAAGGGGUCGAGGAACAAGGGCAUUCGUGGGCCAAUAUUGCACGCAACUGCCUUCCCGGGAGAACAGGACUGGCUGCAAAAAACAGAUACAAUCACCUUUUACGUGGUUCGGAUCGUCCUGCAGGUUCUAGGAGCCGGCGGAACACCACCAUCAUCACCUCUUCUAGAAGGCGGACCCGUGGUGCUUCGGUAUCGUCUCCCUCCUCAUACUCCCCUGCGUCGCCACAAUCGUACUCAGCGACUAGCCGAUCGUCUCCAGAGGGUUCUAUGCCUCCGUCGACUCCGGAGCCCCUCACAGAGAAUGACGUUGGUGCAUCUGGAUGCACAGUCGAGGCUGGCCCCGUUGACAGAACCAAGAUGAAGUCGGGACGUAUGUGCCAAGAUACGCCCUCUGGUUCCUUCUCUCCACCAGCAGGUCCUGCCAUGGAGCAUCAAAUUCUAGAUCUCUUCAUGUCCGACGCGUUUGCUGAUUUGUCUGCGAAUUCUCCUACGUCUUUGUUAGAUCACGUUCCUCCGGCCGGGACACCUCCCAUUCUGGGAGAUAUCGAGCAGUAUAAUCUGUUUGGACCGUGGUCGGAUGGUGUUCUCGGUUCAGCAACUUUCACGCCUUCAUCCUUCCUCGAUCCAAUGACUGGUGUAUCGCAGCAGGCCUCCUCCAGCGUCGCUCCACAUUUUUCCGGUGACAUAUUAGAUCUUCACGGCUUCCAGCCGGCCGCCGCGCCGGAAAAGGCCGAUUUCUUGACAUCCUCCUCCGCGUUACAUCCUCAAUUGAGAUCUCCCUACGUAACUUCCCCACCUUCAGAUUUCCCUGCAUUCUCUGAUGCCCAGGUGACAAUUGGGAGUGUGCCCAGCUUGCCUGACCGCGCGAGGAUCCAGGUGUCGCAGCCAAAUGUCGACCGUUCAGAUCGGCGUAUUGCUGUCGCAGUCGCAAUUUGCGACCGCCAGGACAUCGGGUCCACAGUCCAGUCGCUAUCGCACUCCUUAUCCACUAUUCUAACGCGCGGACAAGGCGCUGGCUCUCAAUGA